AAGAAAAGUCGCCAUCUUGACAAGUAAUUGAAGUUUCUGAAUUCUGAAGUUUCUCAUCAAAAUCCCUGUCAAAUUCUGAUAUCCGAAUCUUUUUUAUUGAAAAAAUGAAUUUAAUCUGAUGUUGAAAAUAUCAAACUGUGAUCCAAACAAGAAUACAAUAUCUCGAAACCAAUUCGUCUGUUGUUAUAGAUAAUAAUCAAUUUCCAGAGGAGGAGAAUAAUAAUGAGUUUUUUCGGAUUUGGUCAGUCAGCUGAGAUUGAAGUAUAUCUAGAUGGACAAGAGAAUCGAAAAACUGCUGAAGUCAAAACAGAGGACGGCAAAAAAGAAAGACUGUACUUGUACUAUGAUGGAGAAACAGUAUCCGGAAAGGUGAAUGUAUGCCUGAAGAAACCUGGUAGCAAACUGGAGCACCAAGGAAUAAAAAUCGAAUUCAUUGGACAGAUUGAGAUGUUCUAUGACAGAGGCAAUCAUCAUGAGUUUAUCUCUUUGGUGAAGGAACUGGCAAGACCUGGAGACAUGAUAGCUCAUUCCAGCUACCCUUUUGAGUUCAGCUGUGUGGAAAAACCUUUUGAAGUAUACACAGGUGCCAAUGUUAGGUUGAGGUAUUUCCUCAGGGUAACAGUCAUCAGAAGAUUGGCAGAUAUCAUGAAAGAGGUGGAUAUUGCUGUGCACACUCUGUCUAGUUACCCUGAGAUGAAUAAUUCUAUAAAAAUGGAAGUGGGAAUUGAAGACUGUUUACAUAUUGAGUUUGAAUAUAAUAAAUCCAAAUAUCACUUGAAAGAUGUGAUAGUUGGAAAGAUAUACUUUUUAUUAGUUAGAAUCAAGAUAAAGCAUAUGGAGAUUGCCAUAAUCAAAAGGGAAACAACUGGCUCAGGAGCUAGUACUUUCACAGAAAACACUACUAUUGCUAAAUAUGAAAUAAUGGAUGGUGCUCCAGUAAGAGGUGAGAGUAUUCCCAUUAGAGUAUUUUUGGCAGGUUAUGAAUUGACUCCCACAAUGAGAGAUAUAAACAAGAAAUUCUCUGUCAGAUACUUCUUGAAUUUAGUAUUGAUGGAUACAGAGGAUAGAAGAUAUUUCAAACAGCAGGAAAUCACAUUAUGGCGCAAAGGCGACAAAUUGCGGAAACCUAACCUCCAAGCCCCCGCCAUAAUGGCGGGCACCCAGAAUCUCCAGAACACGGCGCAGCAGUACCAACAAACCGACGACAAAGAAGACAAAGACGAGGACAAGGAGGGGGAGGAGGAGGAGGUGCAGCAGCCUGUCAAGGAGGACUUUUUGCGGGUGCAGGGCUCCCAGUCGACCGACAAGCUGGACCAAUCCGGGGAUCCGUUCGAGCAGCGGGAGGAGUCUCCCAAGGAGAGUCCAGAGAAUCAGAUUCAUAAUAUGACGAGAGAGGCGGGCGAUGGUCAAAACGAUAAUGGAAAUGAUAGUCUAGAGUGAUGCAGAUAGGUUUGAUGGCUCGAAUUGUGAUGAAACAAGAAAACGGAAUAAAUAGAGAAGAAUAUUGAAGGGCGAGAAUGUUGAAAGUAUAGCACGGAUUUUGUAAAUAAUGUAAUUGUUAUAUUAUUGCAGUUUGUAUUGAACUGUCAUUCUGUAUAUUGAGCAAAUUUAUUGAUUUACACACUAUUAUCAUUUUAUUGUAUAUUUAAUAUUUCUCAUAUAUAGCUGAAAUAAAAUGUUUGAAAAAA
This is a messenger RNA of Phaedon cochleariae (mustard beetle), 1688 nucleotides long. Lineage: Eukaryota; Metazoa; Arthropoda; Insecta; Coleoptera; Chrysomelidae. The record is from the annotation of a GenBank genome assembly.